Molecule: messenger RNA, 1100 nt
Organism: Zophobas morio
Lineage: Eukaryota; Metazoa; Arthropoda; Insecta; Coleoptera; Tenebrionidae
Product: ion channel TACAN-like
Exons: 10
Coding region: 45-1100 (351 amino acids)
Cellular component (GO): membrane
Source: RefSeq, a predicted model, not a curated record
UAUAGUUUUAUAUGUAAGCAGAACCUACAUCUUUUUUUCUCAGUAUGGUAGGAAGAGCUACUAACUGUUGUAGUUAUAGUGAUUUACUUAACAAGCUUUCUCCAAUUCUUUCCGACUCCAAGUUGAAGGAAAGUUGGAGUGCAGUUGAAAUUAAUUUAAGAUCCUUAGACAAAGCACGUUUGAGACGACAAGAUCUUUUGUUGGAAGUUUCGAAGGUUGAAAAAGAAAUGAACUGUCUUUUAAAGAUGGCAUCUAUAAGUUUAAAGGGUUUUGAGUCACUUAUUAAGGAGGAUAAAGUUAAGAAAGAUCUCUCUUGUUUGAUUAAAGAAAAGUGGAAACAUUUUAUGAACAUCAAACGCUGUUUACCCCAAACGCCGAGUCCUCUAUUAAAACUAGUGCUUGGUGAAAUAAAUGUCACUUUACCUCACCUUUCCGAUCGGUUUCGAUACAAGUCUAACUAUGAAAAUUUCAAGCUGAGAAUGAACAUUAUUGGAUUACUUUUUUCCUUACUAGCUAUAUUUAUAAAACUGCAUCGUUUUGCGGAGGCUCUUCUGCAGGCAGCGCAAAUGUGGUUUUACUUAACUUUAACUAUAAGAGAACACAUUCUUAUUGCUAACGGCUCUAAUAUACGUGUCUGGUGGCUUCUGCACCACUAUGGAACGGUGGCGACCGUUGGCCUUCUCUUAACGUGGCCGGAGGGCUUCUACUACAGGCAGUUUUCUUAUCUGUUUCACAUUUUUUCGAGCUAUGUGGCCGUCGUGCAUGUCUUGCAGUUCCAGUAUCAGACCAAAGGCUUGUACCGACUACGCGCGCUCGGAAAGGCGGACGCAAUGGACAUUACAGUCGAAGACGUCCGCUUAAAGGACUUGAAGGGCGCUCUUUCUCUACUUCUGCCAUUUUUAUUGGUUGCCCAGCUUUGGCAGAUUUUUCUUGGUUAUGAACUAUUUCAAUUCUUCAAGGAAGGCUGUACGGACUGGCAGGUGCCAUAUCUCUCUUUUUGCUCUUUUUUUCUUGGGCUUGGUAACAUUUAUGCAACCUCCGCCACAGCUUGUUCCAAAUUUUUAAGGCUUCGUUAUUUGGCUCGAGCGCAGUCCUCCUAG